Prorocentrum cordatum is the source of this 1474-nucleotide messenger RNA. The record is from the annotation of a GenBank genome assembly. Lineage: Eukaryota; Dinophyceae; Prorocentrales; Prorocentraceae.
GGCUUAGCCUGGCCUCCUCCCGCCCCCCCCCCGACGCGCGCGCGCGCCUGCGCCUGCCGCACCCGCCACCCGCGCGCGUGGCGCGAUCUGGGUGCGCGGCAGCUCGGCGCCAGAGGCGCCAGCGGGGCGUCGCUGGCCACCCUGCAGGCCCCAGGCCAUGGGGUGCGCCGUGUCGGCGGCGGGCGCCGCGGGGCUGCCAGGGGCAGGAGGACCCCCCCCCUCGACCGCGCGGAGUCCCUGCGUGGCCGUUGGACCCGCGCUCGGCGCAGCGCCAGAUCCCGACGGCUGCUGCCGCCGGGCGGGCGGCGGCGGCGGCAGCCCGAGGCUCAAGCCGGGGCCCACAGACGCCUCCGCUGCCACGGAGGAAGGCGCGGAGGCGGGCGGCGGCCCGCUGGAGAGCCGCGUGGACGAGCGCGAGAUCAGCGUGACCCUCGACAAGGGUGAGGGCGUGUUGCUGGGAUUCUGCGUCCGCAGCGUCGGAAGCGGAUGCGGCAUGGUGGUGGAGAGCCUCCAAGAUGAAGGUGCUGUCAGGGAGUGGAACGAGCUGCACCCGCUCGAGGACGUGAGACCCGGGGACAUGGUCGUCGAGGUCAACGGCCGCCGCGGAGGCUACGGGGCGAUGCUGGCCGAGCUCCAGAAGGCCAGCCUCCCCAUGCUGCCCCAGUGGCCUCGACCUCGACCUCGACCUCGACCUCGACCUCGGCCUCGACCUCGUCCUCCAGAGGGUCGGCGAGAUCGGCAUGUGCGUGCUGCGGCGCGAGCCAGAGGCAGCCCAGGAGGCGCCCGCGCUGCCGGAGCCCGCCGCCCCGACCGCGGCCCCCGCCGAGAUCGCGGCCACGUGCGACCGGCUGCCCUGGCCCGCAGGGCGCGACCUUGGGCCCGCCGCACGGCACCAGGUGCCGCCCUCGCUGCUGAGGCUGCAGUUCCGCUCCUUGGGACCGGAAGACUUCGAGCAGCUGCUGAUGCUCGACGAGUGCUUGCCCAAGUGCAACACGGCGCCACAGGGAUUGGUGGACCGCCUCGAGCGCGUGAGCUCCGAGGACCUCGGCGUGGCCCAGUGCAGGAGAUCUGCUUCGAGGACGUGGAGCCCCACGAGCACCUGAUGCGGCUGCCGUGCCGGCACGCCUUCCACCAGGCCUGCGCGGAGCGGUGGCUGACCCAGCACCGCAGGCACUGCCCGCUCUGCUCCGCCGCGGUCGAGGGGGACCCAGCGGACGCGGCGGAGGGCGCCGCCGCAGCGGCGGCGCCGGGCGCCGUGUCGGAGGUCGUCCCUCUGGCCUACUUCGCGAGCUCUGGCGGGAGAGGCGCCCUGGGAGGUGGAACCCGAUGGGCUGGUGCUCUCAGGAGGCGUGGGUCUGCUGAGGCUCCCGCAGCAAGUUGGUGUCCUGCUCGCGUGGCGGGCUACAGUCAAGCGAUGCCUCGCUGCCGUGCACCCGCGUCUCCUCCUGGAGAAGCACGGCGUAGCUCUUUUUGA